Aspergillus puulaauensis is the source of this 1179-nucleotide messenger RNA. RefSeq names its product glycoside hydrolase 5 family protein (gene MANA1). Lineage: Eukaryota; Fungi; Ascomycota; Eurotiomycetes; Eurotiales; Aspergillaceae. Gene Ontology annotation, molecular function: hydrolase activity, hydrolyzing O-glycosyl compounds. The transcript has 3 exons. Bases 1 to 1179 code for a protein of 392 amino acids. The record is from RefSeq and is a predicted model, not a curated record.
AUGAAAUUCUCCAACACUCUUUUUACCGUCGCCAGCCUGGCGCUGGCCAAUGCCCUCCCCCAAGCAUCCACCUUGUCCCCGUCUCCCUCCCCAUCGGCAUCACCAUCACCAUCUUCAACCGCAGCCGCCGCCUCCUUCGCGACCACCUCGGGCCUCGACUUCGUCAUCGACGGCGAAACCGGCUAUUUCCCUGGCUCUAACAGCUACUGGAUUGGCUUCCUAACCAACGAUGCCGACGUGGACACCGUCUUCGACCACAUGGCCGAAUCAGGCCUGCGCAUUCUCCGCGUUUGGGGCUUCAACGACGUAAACACCGUGCCCGGGGAGGGAACGGUCUACUACCAACUCCACCAGGACGGAAAGUCCACGAUCAACACUGGCGCCGAUGGGCUGCAGAGACUCGACUAUGUAGUCCAGAGUGCGGAGGAGCGAGGAAUCAAGCUGAUUAUCAAUUUUGUGAACUACUGGGACGACUACGGCGGGAUGAACGCCUAUGUGCAGGCAUAUGGUGGCUCUGACAAUUCCGAUUUCUAUGCUAGUGAGGAGAUGCAGACUGCGUACAAGGCUUAUAUCCAGGCCGUUGUGGAGCGGUAUGUCGACUCGCCGGCAGUGUUUGCGUGGGAGCUUGCGAAUGAGCCGAGAUGUCAGGGGUGUGAGACUUCUGUUCUGCAUGAGUGGAUUGAGAGCACGAGUUCUUAUAUCAAGGGACUGGAUUCGGAGCAUUUAGUUUGCAUUGGUGAUGAGGGCUUCGGCCUCGAGACUGGCUCUGAUGGAAGCUAUCCGUUUGGAUACUCCGAAGGCUCGGACUUUGCAAAGGCGUUGACCAUCGAUACUAUUGACUUUGGAACCUUCCAUUUGUACCCGGAUAGCUGGGGCACUAACAACGACUGGGGCAACCUCUGGGUGACCUCGCACGGCGCGGCCUGCGAAGCCGCCGGAAAGCCGUGUCUUUUUGAAGAAUACGGCGUGACGUCGAACCACUGCGCAGUCGAGAAGCCAUGGCAGACGACGGCGCUGAACACGACAGGCGUUUCGGGCGACCUGUACUGGCAGUAUGGCGAUACCCUGAGCACCGGACAAUCGCCGGACGACGGCAAUACGUUUUAUUAUGGAACCGAGGAGUUUGAGUGUUUGGUUACGGAGCAUGUCGAGGCGAUUAAAGCCAGUGGCCGGGGAUGA